UUUUUUUUUAAAAGACGUGCACUAUGUAUAACAACAAUAACCGAGGAUCAAGAGGAGGAAGAGGUCGUGGACGUGGUGGCCACCGAGGAGGUUAUAAUAACCACCAAGAUCAAGACUAUAACGACGCGAAUAAUAAUCCAGGCAAUGUCACUAUUACUGCUCGACUUGGACCUAUGGGCGGUAGAGCCUUUUCCUCUAACAAUUACAAUGGAGGCAGUGGAAGUGGAAGAAACAAUCGUUCUCGAGGAAACACAGAACAGUUUAACAGCGCGUUUUCUAGUGAAGAUACAGCCAUGAGUGUGGAGCAAGAAGGUGGAAAUGUUGUAACAGUGAGUGGAUAUCCAGCUGGUGCAGAAGAAAAAGUCGUUGGCUUUUUAAAGCGUAAAGCAAAAGGAGAUUGGGAAGCCCUUAAUAUCCAAUAUGAACACAAUGCAAUGCAUAUUACUGUCAUGAAUCAAAAUAUGGUUGAUACUCUUUGUCGAAUGAACAAUUAUGAAUUUGGAAAGGCUACUAUACACAUUAAACCACAAAACGGUAGCGAGAGACAAUAUAAUCACAGCAAUAACAUGAAUAGAGGAAAUACAAAUAACAACAAUAAUAGAAGUAGACCUUCUUCUUCUGGAUCAGCUUUCUUGGCUGAUUUCUUGACAAAACGAUGGAAUGCUCAAGCAGGUUUCUUGGAUAUGGAUGAAUUACCAGACACUUCACAUAAUAUUGCAGUUGUGAUUUCUAAAUUACUGAUUGAAGCAAAGAAUUUAUUUGGUGAUACUCUUGUUACUAUUUCCUUUGCUCGCAAUAAGCUUUGGUCUGUUGCACCAUUAACUAAAUUAGCAGAACAAUUCCCGAAUAUUCAAAACUUGUCUAUUGCCGACAAUGAUAUUGCAGAUUUCCGCAAAUUAGAUCCUUUAGCCAACAAGCUUCCUCGUUUACAAGAACUCGUAUUAUCCGGCAAUCCCAUUCAAACCAACCAACGAUACAAGCAAGAAGUCCUGAAUCGAUUCCCCACAAUCACAUUUCUCGAUAUGCAGCCUAUCAACGAAGGCACUCAACUAGGCACCAAUAUCUCUUCUGAAUUACCAGUACCAGUACAACCUUACUUUUUCGAUCAAGACAGUUCUCGCCAAUCUGCACAAGAAUUUCUCUCUAUCUAUUUUCCAUCGUUUGAUUCCAACCGUGCUGCUCUUGUCGAUCUAUAUGACGCUCAAGCCGUGUUUUCUUCUGUUUUCAGUAAAGGAAAUAUUCAACAAACCAAUGCUUGGGGAAGUAGUCAAGUUCCAUUGGGCCAAAGAAUGAUGAUGGGUAAUCAAAACAUCGUCCAUCGUAUCAGUCAAUUACCACACACUGCGCAUGAUUUGUCAAGACCAGAUAAAUUUGUGAUAGAUGCAUGGCAAACAAGUUAUUCAGAAACACAUCCUGUAGUAUUGUUCUUGACUGUGCAUGGUGAAUUGGCUGAGUUGCCUUUAGGUACACCUUUAAAGUUUAGUCGUACUUUCUUAUUGGUGCCUUCAAGCCCUGGAUCAAGUGCUCAUUCAGCUGGAUAUCAUUUUGUGAUCUUGUCAGACUCGCUCAUGAUUCGAAAAUAAGUUGCAAAUAAACAGUCUCAAAGGAAAAAAGUUACUCUUUUUCUUUUUCUUUG
Gilbertella persicaria is the source of this 1636-nucleotide messenger RNA. RefSeq lists its product as uncharacterized. Gene Ontology annotation, biological process: poly(A)+ mRNA export from nucleus. Gene Ontology annotation, cellular component: nucleus. Gene Ontology annotation, molecular function: RNA binding. NCBI's taxonomy places the organism in Eukaryota, Fungi, Mucoromycota, Mucoromycetes, Mucorales, Choanephoraceae. Bases 24 to 1583 code for a protein of 519 amino acids. The transcript has 7 exons. The record is from RefSeq and is a predicted model, not a curated record.